Messenger RNA from Trichogramma pretiosum, 3261 nucleotides. RefSeq names its product protein patched homolog 3-like. The transcript has 9 exons. Bases 308 to 3178 code for a protein of 956 amino acids. Gene Ontology annotation, cellular component: membrane. NCBI's taxonomy places the organism in Eukaryota, Metazoa, Arthropoda, Insecta, Hymenoptera, Trichogrammatidae. The record is from RefSeq and is a predicted model, not a curated record.
CUUAUCGUUAAGCAAGCCUUUUGUUUGAUUAUUUUCCAUUUGAACUUUUGGUUGACAGGCCUAUAACAUUAUACGAUUACGUUUUCUAUCUUGAGCAAGUUGGAGAAAAGCUACAUUUUAUUGCACCGGCUUAAUUAGAAAAUUAUACGUCUUUAAAAUUUCACAAUUUAAAAAAAAAAAGAAUUUAGCUGCUUUUUUGCAAGAAAUGUCAAAGUUAUUUUAAUUAUCACCGAUUCAGCGAAGCCAUCCUUUGUCUUCAGAAUAAAGAAGAAUUUGACAGAAUAUCACUGUUGUAAACUCAUAUUCCAUGGAUAGAGAAAAUAAAGUAUUUACAAAGUUAUCUACACUAGAGAAGCUGUAUCGUGUUCCACGAGUGAUAUCAAAUACUGUUGAAAAGUUUUUUUACAAUCUAGGCUUGCAAAUUGCCAAAAAUCCUAGAAAAUGGAUGAGCGGAUGCAUAAUUGUAAUUAUUGCCUGCAUAGCUGGAUUAUUAAGAUUCAGACAAGAAAAAAAUCCUUUGAAGUUGUGGGUACCACCUGAUUCAGAUUUUGUACGAGACACAGAAUGGUUGAUGUCUACUUUCAAGGAAGGCCAACGCAUAGAAAAUUUUAUAUUUGCAGCUGAAGACAUUCUUCAGCCAGAUGCUCUAAUGAAACUAAAUGAAAUUACAUUACGUAUUUUUAAUGCUCAAACUAAUUCACAACCAAAGCUCGGAUGGACUGAUGUUUGUUUCAAAGUUCCAAUUAUUUCUGGUGUGAAUGGUAUGGGCACCAGAAGAAAAAGAGGAAUGGAUGAUGAUUUCUUUGACAAUGAGCCCACAGUGGUAAAUAAACCAGGAUAUGACGCUGUCGCACAUCUACCUCCUGAAGUAUUUUGUCCUAUUUAUAAUAGUUUGGCAAAAGGAUGUUUGUUAUUUAGUAUUAUGGAUAUUUGGGAAUUCAAUAGCACUUUGAUUAAGUCACAGACUAAAGAAGAUAUAGUUAGCAAAUUUAAUUCUGUAAAUAUUAGUCCCACCCUUGGGCAUCCACUUAACUAUAGUCAAUUACUUGGUGGCAUUACUAGAGACGAAGAGGGUCGCAUUAUUAGUGCCAAAGUCGUGAAAACACAGUGGACUGUUUACGUGAAUUUUUCUCUAAUGGACAUGAAUGAAAUGGGUAACGACGCAGGUACAGCCGACUGGUCGACGAAAGAAGUUCACGAAUGGGAAGCGGUCUAUCUUAAAGAGCUCGAGUCUGUAUCGAGUAACAUGAAAGGUUCUGAUAGCAAUUACUCUUUGUACUACGAAGCCGGUCGGAGUUUCGGUGAUAUUUCUCAAGACAGUAUAUUUCAUGAUGCCGAGAAACUUGCUGCUGGUAUCAUUCUUAUGUCGCUCUAUGUUCAGGUGGUACUUUCGCGAUUCAAUUGGGUCGAGUGGCGCUUCUGGUUAACGAGCGUGUCCUUGUUCAGCAUCGGAGGAGCAUUCGUUGUAGCCAUAGGUUUAUGCUCCUUGUUUGGCGUACCUUACGGACCGGUGCAUACAUCGUUGCCCUUCAUGUUAAUGGGUCUGGGUGUGGACGACACCUUCGUCAUGAUGGCAGCUUGGGACGAGGUGGCAUCUCGUCAGGUCAAUCUGAAGAAGCCGCUCGUCGAGAGGGUAGCUUUGACUCUGAGCCAUGCCGGUGCUGCUAUUAGUGUCACCUCUUUAACCGACGUCGUAGCCUUCGUCAUUGGAGCAUCGACUAUCCUGCCUUCUUUGAACUCGUUCUGUAUAUACGCCGCUGUGGGUGUCAUGGUGACUUAUCUUCUCCAAGUGACUUUUUUCGUGGCCUUCUUCACUCUCGACUGCCGAAGAGUCGAGCAAAAGCGUAACGGUGUCUUACCUUGCUGCGUCAGUCACCCCAAUUUCGUACCCACUCCGAUAGACGCUGAGCACAGCUUAUCUUGGCGGCUGAUCGAUAAAUUAUUCGGCAAAGUUAUACUUACUCUGCCCGGCAAAAUAAUCGUACUUGCUUUGACCGUUGGUUUCGCGACUUUCGGCGCGCUCGGCUCCAUGCAACUGGAGCAAUGGUUCGACCCAGUCUGGUUCUUACCCAAAGAAUCGUACUUGGCCGAGUACUUGGUGGUCAAGCAGCAGGAGUUUCCGAAAGUCGGUUCCGAGGCUACCGCCUUCGUCAGCGAGGUGGACUUUCGCAACGAAUUCGGCAAGAUUCUCAAUCUCAGCCGAACCCUCGAAGCGGCGAGUUUCGUCGACGACGUCAAGACGUGGCCGAUCGAUUUUGUGACAUUCUGCGAUGCCAACUUUAACGUCGACGCGGAAAACGCGACAUUGAGCGAGAGCGAUUUCCGACUGUAUCUGUCCAAAUUCCUGUUCAGCCGAUCGGGUGGCAAAUAUCAGCGUAAUUUUCACUUUGAAAAGCCACCGGUCUGCGGCCAACCGACGCCCAAGCUGAAAACAGUCAGCAUCGAUUUUACGUUCGCCCAUUUCUCGGCGCCCUACGAGUGGAUACCGGCCAUGGACAACGCCAAGGAAACUAUGGCUCAAUUGGAAUUCGACGGCUUGGCGAUCGUAUGGAGCGAGAUGUUCGCCACUUGGGUCACAGACAAAGUCAUCUCGCAGGAAGUCCUGAGAAAUCUCAUGCUCGCCCUCAUCUGCGUCAUGGGCAUGACGGCAUUUUUGAUCGCCGAACCGCAAACCGUCGGAUGGAUCCUGCUCUGCGUGCUUCUGACUCUGCUCGACGUCUGCGGUUUCAUGUACUACUGGGGUCUCACCAUAGACAUAGUCUCUUGCAUCGGUCUAGAACUGGCUGUGGGACUAAGCGUCGAUUACGCAGCUCACGUGGCGCAUGCCUUUCUCAAUGCGCACGAAGUGACGGGAGCGAAAAAUCGCCUCAGCGAACGAAGCGCCAGGGCGUUGAAAGCUGUAAGGCAUAUCGGUGCUGCUGUACUUUUUGGUGCUGGAUCCACCCUGUUGGCUUUGUCGUUACUGUCAACUUCGAAAGCUUACGUGUUCCGAGCUUUUUUCAAAAUAUUCUUAUUGGUCAUUGUCUUUGGUCUCUUUCAUGGAUUAUUACUGUUACCUGUGGUACUUAGUACCAUAGGUCCACGGAGCUUGAAGCGAAAAUUAAGAGGGGACGAAUCUCUAAAUGGUGGAGCACAGGAACUCAUUGAAGCAGCCACAGUGCCUUUGAACAAGGAAUAAGUUGAUAAAUGAAUAGCCGAAUUAUUAUUUUUAUUUCUUCAAUGAUAUUUAUUUUCGGUUUUAAUAAACAUACAAAAUCAUGA